GCUCACAUGUAUUUGUUUACUUGCUGAUGUAACUUGGAUUCUGCUGCAAUGUCUUGAAGAUUUUCAUCAUAUUGGUUUUUGUUUAAACUUCAAACUAAAAUCAUGUCCUGGAAUGGUGAUACUUAUCUACAAUACCAGCUGGCUGCUACAGUCUAGUUCUAUAAAGUGUAUAUUUUUACGUUAAAAAUUAGUCUGAAAAUGGACAUUCAAGACGUUUUGAACUGUGUGUUUUCUGCAUGGUAUCCUAAGUUCAAAGAUAUUACAAUUAAGAGUUACAUCCUGCCUCUGCCAAAGGAGUUCUUGGACUAUUUACAGGCCGAUGGUGUCGUUCUUCCAGAACAAUCUGUGGCAGCUAGUGGAAAACAUGACGAGGAUGAUAUUGAGGGAGAGGAGCUUGAUGUUGACUGGGAUUCUGCUGACAGCUCUGAAACAAAGAUGCCAAGUUUUCCUGAAUUUGAGAGUUUGAUGAAAAAAAUCAUCAAAAACCUUGGCGGUUCUGUGUUCCCAAAAUUAAACUGGAGUGCCCCACGAGAUGCCACAUGGAUUUCCUUUGACAAGACUUUACGUUGUACAUGUCCUAGUGAUGUCUACCUCCUAUUGAAGAGUUCAGAGUUCAUUACACACGAUCUGACACAACCGUUCUUACAUUGUAAGGACUGUGCCAACGGCAGCAAUGUAACAGUCCAGUAUGAACUUAUUCUAAGAAAAUGGCAGAACCUUGCAUCAGGAAUGGAGUUUCGAUGUUUUGUUAGAAAUGGAAAUUUAACAGCAAUCUGUCAGCGGAAUCACACAGAAUAUUAUGAAUUCAUAACCAAGAUGAAGGAGGAGAUUGUAUCCGACAUCAAAGCUUUCUUCUAUCAUAUGGUGGCUGGGAAGUUCCCCAGUAAAAACUAUGUAUUUGAUGUCUACAGAAGAGACAAGGGGAAGCUACUCUUGAUAGACUUCAACCCAUUUGGUGCUGUGACUGAUGGUUUGUUGUUUACGUGGGAUGAGCUAGAGGGACUGAGGGGUGACGGACAGGAAGACCAGCAAAGAAAUGACCAAUCAGAAGGAUCAACCAGUGUGACAUCUUCUGUGGAAACAUCCAAUACUCAGGAACCUGUUUUCCGGUUUGUAGAACAUCCUGAGGGAGUCCAGCCUCACCCUUAUUCUAGCUUUGGUAUCCCAGAAGACAUCAAGGACCUUACUAGUGGGGAGGAUCCCUACAAAAUGAUGGACCUUCUUAACCUGAAAAUCCAGCAGAUGGGAAGACAGGAUUCAUGUGACGAGGAGGGAGAUUGACAUGCACUGCAGUUUACAAGAACAGAAAAAAGACAUCCUUAAGACUGGCUGAACUAAUUCCAGGGAUUAUCCUCAACAGAAUGAUAAAUAUAUCGAAAUAGCGCACACCUUAUUUUGGGCUUUAGAAAGUUGUGUAUCUCAUCAAAUGAUAUUCAGAUGUCCAUUUUCAGUUAAAAACUGUAUCUUACAUCAUAUAAAAUGGUUGUUAGUCCUCAUGGUUUCCUGAAGACAAGGUUCACAUAAGGUUGUGUUAUAACACCUUUCUAAUAAUGUGAGGAUAAGAGGCAUUGGAGCAUGGGUUUAGUUACUUCAUCACACAGUAUUGUCCUAAUGUAAGGUUUGUUAUUCUGUCCAAAUAAAAUAUCAAACUGUAUUCUGUUCCAUAAUAGUGGCAUUAUCCUCAACAUAUUCUCAGCUGCCCCCACUCCCUCCAUUACUAUACAAAGUGAAACAAAGGGAAGUAACUUUGAAUGUUUGAAUAGAGCCUCCAAUAAACUCAAUAGUAUUUUCUGUAUAAAUGUAGUGUUGCUGCAGUCUCUUAGUAAUGACAGAUAUGUAAAUUUUUUCAAUGCUUAAAUUUUCUAUACACUUUCAAAGGGGUUUUCAAUAUUGAACAGCUAGUAUUGGCCACCCAUCUCCACCAUUUCUCAAUUGUAUCAAUUUAAUCUCAUACACUCGCAGAUGCCUUAAAUUGAAUGUAGAGAAAUGAUAAUGAUUGUAAAACAUGUUAUUGAUAGCAAGAAUCAUGCUAUAGAUUGUAUUGCAAAAAAUGUUUUAGAAUUGUUAUUAAUAAAAUUUUCAUAGAU
This is a messenger RNA of Pecten maximus, 2087 nucleotides long. RefSeq names its product cell division cycle protein 123 homolog. Gene Ontology annotation, cellular component: cytoplasm. The record is from RefSeq and is a predicted model, not a curated record. Lineage: Eukaryota; Metazoa; Mollusca; Bivalvia; Pectinida; Pectinidae. Bases 199 to 1281 code for a protein of 360 amino acids. The transcript is spliced from 12 exons.